Messenger RNA from Lycium barbarum (goji berry), 561 nucleotides. RefSeq lists its product as uncharacterized. The record is from RefSeq and is a predicted model, not a curated record. NCBI's taxonomy places the organism in Eukaryota, Viridiplantae, Streptophyta, Magnoliopsida, Solanales, Solanaceae. Bases 8 to 448 code for a protein of 146 amino acids. The transcript has a single exon.
CUGACACAUGCCAGUUGUCACCGACACACCUCACCAGCUCACCUCCAUUUUCCCUAAAUUCACACUCCACAGUAGUCCACACACACAAACUUUUCCAUUUGACAGAAAGAUAAAAAAAAAAAAAAUGGCGAUUUCAGACAAAGUUACAGGGAAUUUAACAACAUUGUACCUAGCAAUGAUUGGUGUAAUGAAAGCUUACGGUUUAAUUACUGGUCGAAACUUUAGUGGUUGUUUUGUGCUCAUUCUUUCAACGGCUGCAGUUGUUGUUGUGUUGAUUGUGAGUCUAACGUGGGAUAUAUGGCUAAAAACUAGAAAUGCUAUGAAUCGUGAUCAUACAGAUCAUCAUCAAAAUCAUGAAUUUUGUCGAGGUGGCAUUUGCUGGCACGGUGUUGCUGUUAGUUCUCCCGCGUCUCAGGUCCGGUUCCGGCUACCUCAAAAUCGUAUCUAGAAAUGGUAUUGUUUCGUAACGUAUCAUAUUAGAUUGUAUUGUGUCGUAUUAUAAGGUACUGUAUUGUUUUGAUGAAUAAAAUUUUGGAUAGAUUGAAUGUAUUGUUUCCGGAA